GUCAGAAGAAUGUUAGUUAGAGAUAUAGGAGCUGUCUAACUGAGGCAGGGAGGGAGAGACUCCACAGAGCAGCUCAGUGAGUCAGGGAUAAUAAUACACGUGUGAUCUCUGCACAAGACACUCUCAUCACCCAACCAAAGCAACUGACCUAAAAGACUUUGAGAAGGAAAGCAGGUGGUAAUUUCAAAGGAAAGAAACAUACCAUAAUGGAGAGAAGCAUGAUCCUGUCAUUGGUUGAGUGCUGUAUUUUGCUGACUGUAGUCCACAUAGCAAUGGCAUCUUACCUGAAAGAGAUGGAAAACCCUAAGAAGCAUCACCAUAAGGUUCAGCAUGGGCCCUGCAGCUAUACCUUCCUCCUGCCUGAGGUAGAUAACUGCCCCUCACCUCCAGCUGACUUCCAGGUAUCCAACUCCCUGCAGAGAGAUGCACCUCCACAUGCAGAACAUCAGUGGCCCACUAAGAAGCUGCAGGAUCUAGAGAGCAUAACUGAAAAUAACACACAAUGGCUACAAAAGCUGGAGAGUUUAAUCCAGGAUAGUGUAAGAGGUGAAACUGGAGGUGGCCAGGGGUCAGCAGUGCAGAAUCAAACAGCCACCAUGCUGGAAAUUGGCAAAAACAUACUAACUCAAACAGCAGAGCAAACCAGAAAGCUGACCGAUGUCGAGACCCAGGUUCUAAACCAGACAAGUAGGUUGGAAAUCCAGCUGCUGGAAAAUUCUUUAUUCACUAACAAACUGGAGAAAGACAUGAUGAUGCAGACUCAAGAAAUAGUCCAAAUGCGUGAAAAGAAUAGCCUCCUUGAGCAUAAAGUCCUGGAAAUAGAGGAAAAUCACAAAAAAGAGAUUGAAGGUCUUAGAUCUGAGAAGCUCCAGGUGGAUGAUGUACUCACCAGGCAAAAUGGAUUGAUUGGGGAGUUGGGACAGCAACUUAGCGAAGCAACCAUGAACAACAGCAUGCUGCAGAGGCAGCAGAUGGCCAUUAUGGAGACUGUUGGGCAACUAAUCAACAUGGUUUCACAAUACAACCAUAUUCCAGUCAUACCCAAAGAGGAUCAGAUGACGUUUCGUGAUUGUGCAGAUGUUUAUAAAUCUGGCUUGACCACUAGUGGAGUUUAUACUUUGCACUACUCAAACACAACCAGCACAGUGAAAGUACUGUGUGAAAUGGAUAUAAGUGGAGGAGGAUGGACUGUUAUCCAACAUCGCAAGGAUGGAUCUGUGGAUUUUCAUCGUCUCUGGAAGGAAUAUAAAGAGGGCUUUGGGUCCCCAUCUGGGGAGUACUGGCUUGGGAAUGAAUUUGUUCACCAGCUCACCACUCACGGUUCAUAUGCUCUGCGGAUCCAGCUCCGAGACUGGGAUGGAAACGAAGCUUACUCCUUGUAUGAUCACUUUUCUCUGGGCAAUGAGGAUCAUAAAUAUAGGCUGCAGGUGAGAGGAUACAGUGGGACUGCAGGAAGGACAAGCAGUUUUAGCCCCACCGGGACAGAGUUCAGCACUAAGGAUGUAGAUAAUGACAGGUGCAGCUGUAGAUGUGCACAGAUGGCAACAGGAGGAUGGUGGUUUGAUGCCUGUGGCCCUUCUAAUCUUAAUGGAAUCUAUUACCAAGGGGGACACAGUACAGCAAAGUUUAAUGGAUUAAAGUGGCACUACUGGAAAGGGCCCACUCAUGGCCUCAAAUCUGUGAGCAUGAUGAUCCGUCCUACAGACUUUUAAGGAUGUCAAAACGAAGUGGAGAAUCUUGUUAGUCAUAAUUGAGACUUUUACAAAGACUUUAGAAAAAGAGAAGAUGAUUGGGAACUCAUGGACCAAGAAAUGUGCUGAAGUGAUCUCUGACAAGCUAGAGCUCAAUGGGUGCUGCGAUACUAUCUCUUGUUCAACAUUUAUGGGUGGAAAACAAGUUUCCUUGCAUCAUCUUUCCUCACACCGUAAACAAAUCUAUUUUACAUAAUGUCUGCCCAUUUCUCAUACAAAGGAAGAACAAUUCCAUUCCUAGUACAUUCUGGAGGCUCGCUCAUUGCCCUGGACAUUCAGAUUAACAAAACAAAUUAUUUUUCAGUCUAAAAUAUUCAGCUAAUACUAUAUUUUAUCUCCAGAUGUAAAUGAGCAAUAGACUGUGCUCUGUAUAGUAUAUGUACUGUAUGCUUUGUACAUUCCGUUGUUUAUUGCAUCACACCUGCUUUAACUUUGGUGUAAUGCUUGCUAGCACCUUGUUAAGAUAAAUGCUCAGAGCAUCUUAGAAAAGCCCUAAGAGGUGCAAAGAAACUUGAAUUUACUUCCAGUUACACUUCACCCAUUGAAAAGUUUCAGUUUUGUAUUGCGAGGGUCAGACUAUAAUAUACACAUGUAUAAUUGAUGUAAUUCAUUUCAGACUGUGUUUCCGAGCUGUCAGCCCAUAAACAGCUAUUAUAUAUUUUUUUAACAUAUACAUGAAAACAGAUUAAAUUUCUCCAGACAACCAGA
Molecule: messenger RNA, 2459 nt
Organism: Xenopus laevis (African clawed frog)
Lineage: Eukaryota; Metazoa; Chordata; Amphibia; Anura; Pipidae
Product: angiopoietin-2
Exons: 9
Coding region: 207-1712 (501 amino acids)
Source: RefSeq, a predicted model, not a curated record